AAUCUCUCAAAUAAAUCGCUGUGUUUGUCGGGGUUGUCGAAUCGUGGGAAGAAUCGCUUGUACGAUACUAAAAAUUUGUAUGGUUUAAAUGAAGCGAUCCACACGCAAAAAGCAGUUUAUAAAGCAACCGGCAAGCGUGGAUUCAUCCUCACAAGAUCAACAUUCCCAUCAUCCGGACACUAUGCUGGUCAUUGGCUUGGCGAUAACUACGCUGAUUUUGCAUCACUUCGAGCUUCAAUCAUUGGCAUCCAGGAAUUCAAUAUGUUCGGCAUUCCGUAUGUUGGCGCUGAUAUCUGUGGAUUCAACGAAAAUACCACCGAGGAGCUCUGCCUGCGAUGGCAGCAAUUGGGUGCUUUCUAUCCGUUCAUGAGGUGCGUCAGUUUCUUUAAACUGUCUUUUUAA
Messenger RNA from Gongylonema pulchrum, 402 nucleotides. The record is from the annotation of a GenBank genome assembly. NCBI's taxonomy places the organism in Eukaryota, Metazoa, Nematoda, Chromadorea, Rhabditida, Gongylonematidae.